This is a messenger RNA of Balaenoptera ricei (Rice's whale), 3694 nucleotides long. RefSeq names its product RecQ like helicase 5 (gene RECQL5). Gene Ontology annotation, biological process: double-strand break repair via homologous recombination. NCBI's taxonomy places the organism in Eukaryota, Metazoa, Chordata, Mammalia, Artiodactyla, Balaenopteridae. The transcript is spliced from 19 exons. Gene Ontology annotation, cellular component: chromosome; cytoplasm. The record is from RefSeq and is a predicted model, not a curated record. Gene Ontology annotation, molecular function: ATP binding; 3'-5' DNA helicase activity; nucleic acid binding. Bases 98 to 3064 code for a protein of 988 amino acids.
AGAAAAAAUAAGUAGGCUUUGAAAAGCAGAACAGAGGGUUCUCUUUGCAACCAUAUGAUCAUCACCUUUGCCUUAACCUUUGGCCACUGUCGUCAAGAUGAGUACCAACCCUUCCUCUCCUUUUGACCCUGAGCGUCGAGUCCGGAGCACGUUGAAGAAGGUCUUUGGGUUUGACUCUUUUAAGACGCCUUUGCAGGAGAGGGCAACCAUGGCUGUAGUGAAAGGCGACAAGGAUGUCUUUGUGUGCAUGCCCACAGGGGCAGGAAAAUCCCUCUGCUAUCAGCUCCCUGCUCUGUUGGCCAAAGGCAUCACCAUCGUGAUCUCACCUCUCAUUGCUUUGAUUCAGGACCAAGUGGACCACUUGCUGUCCCUGAAGGUCCGAGUGAGUUCCCUGAACUCGAAGCUCUCGGCACAGCAGAAGAAGGAGCUGCUCUCCGACCUGGAGCAGGAAAAGCCCUGGACCAAGCUUCUGUACAUCACGCCAGAGAUGGCGGCUUCUGCCUCCUUCCAGCCCGCCCUGAAUUCCUUGGCGUCCCGCCACCUGCUCUCCUACCUCGUGGUGGAUGAAGCUCAUUGUGUGUCCCAGUGGGGGCACGACUUCCGUCCUGACUACUUGCGUCUGGGAGCCCUGCGGCCCCGCCUGGUCCAUGCCCCCUGUGUGGCUCUCACUGCCACAGCCACCCUGCAGGUCCGAGAGGAUGUGUUUGCCGCCCUGCAGCUGAAGCAGCCGGUUGCUACCUUCAAGACUCCCUGCUUCCGGGCCAACCUCUUCUAUGAUGUGCAGUUCAAGGAGCUGCUUCCUGAUCCCUACGGGAACCUGAGGGACUUCUGCCUUAAGGCUCUCGGACAGAAGGCUGAUAAAGGGUUGUCCGGCUGCGGCAUUGUCUACUGCAGGACCAGGGAGGCCUGUGAACAGCUGGCCAUAGAGCUCAGUUACAGGGGCAUGAAUGCCAAGGCGUACCACGCAGGGCUGAAGGCUCCUGAAAGAACGCUGGUGCAGAACGAGUGGAUGGAGGAGAAGGUCCCUGUAAUUGUUGCAACCAUUAGUUUUGGGAUGGGAGUGGACAAAGCCAAUGUCAGGUUUGUUGCCCACUGGAAUAUUGCCAAGUCUAUGGCUGGGUACUACCAGGAGUCUGGCCGGGCGGGCAGAGACGGAAAGCCUUCCUGGUGCCGUCUGUAUUACUCUAGGAAUGACCGGGACCAAGUCAGCUUCCUGAUCAGGAAGGAAGUAGCAAAACUCCAGGAAAAGAGAGGGAACAAAGCAUCCGAUAAAGCUGCUGUCUUGGCCUUUGAUGCCCUGGUGGCCUUCUGUGAAGAAUCGGGGUGCCGCCACGCUGCCAUUGCCAAGUACUUCGGGGAUGCGCCCCCCGCCUGCACCAAAGGCUGUGACCACUGCCAGAACCCUGCAGCUGUGCGGAAGCAGCUGGACGCUUUGGAGCAAAGCAGCAGCUGGAGCAAGACCGCCAUUGGGCCCUCCCAGGGGAACAGCUUUGACCCUGAGCUGUAUGAGGGAGGCCGCAGGGGUUACGGGGGCUUUAGCAGGUACGACGAAGGCUCUGAAGGCAGCGGGGAUGAGGGCAGAGACGAGGCCCACAAGCGGGAAUGGAAUCUCUUCUACCAGAAGCAGAUGCGCCUGCGCAAGGGCAAAGACCCCAGGAUAGAAGAAUUCGUACCCCCAGAUGCGGACUGUCCCCUGAAAGAGGCUUCUAGUAGGAAGAUCCCCAGACUCACUGUGAAGGCCCGUGAGCACUGCCUGGGGCUCCUGGAGGAGGCUCUGAGCAGCAACCGCCAGGCCGCAGGUUCCACUGACGGAUCUGACCUCCAGGCCAAGGCAGUGGAGCUGGAACACGAGACAUUCCGAAAUGCCAAGGUGGCCAACCUGUACAAGGCCAGCGUGCUGAAGAAGGUGGCUGAGAUCCACAAAGCCUCCAAGGAUGGGCAGCUCUACGACGUGGGAGGUGGUGCCAGGAGCUGCAGUGCCCAGGCCGAGCCCCCAGAGCCCACCGAGUAUGACAUCCGGCCGGCCUCCCAGGUGUACUCGUUCAAACCCAAGCGGGUGGGAGCUGGUUUCCCGAAAGGUUCCUGCACGUUCCAGACGGCCUCUGAGCUGAUGGAGAAGAUGCAGCUCAAGGAGCAAGACCCCCGGCCGGUGGAGGGAGGCGGGCAGGAGCCGCCCGGCCGGCCCCGUGGCCGCCAGGAUGAGGAAGGCGCUGAGCCCCUCCCUGGGCCCAGAGGAGAGGCCGCUGGGAGCGGUGCUCAUUGUGGGGGGCCCUCCCCUGAGAAGAAGGCCAAAGGCCCCUCUCAGGGCAGUCCUACCGCCAAGGCCCGGGUCGGCAAGAAGCAGCAGCUCCUGGCCGCAGCGGCCCUCAAGGACUCCCAGAACAUCGCCCGCUUCUUCUACCAAAGGACCGAGCGCUCUCCUCCGCUCACUUCAGCCCCAGGGGCAGCAGGUGCCAGCCCUUCCCGUGACGGGGUGCGGGGACCCCUGCCGGCCCCAGAGAAGUGCACAGGGGAGGAGGAUGGAGCCAUGGGACGUUUGGCUGCCCACCCCCAGACCGAGGAGUGCUCCGAGGACGGGCCAAGUGCCUGCCCGCUCAGAGACCAGAGGCCCCCAGAAGGCCAGCCCACCCCCACAAAGGAGGCACAGAGAGGCAAGCGGCCCAGACCCCAGCAGGAGAACCCAGAGAGCCAGGCUCAGAAGAGGCCACGCCCCUCAGCCAAGGUCUCCGUCUUAGCUGAGACCAAGGGCAGCAUCUCAGCCAGCGAUCAGGGCAGCUUGAACCCCCAAGGCUCCUGCCAGCUCUUGGCUCCUGGCAUCUCGCUGAAGGAGGCUGCGAACGUCGUGGUCAAGUGUCUGACCCCUUUCUACAAGGAGGGCAAGUUUGCAUCCAAGGAGCUGUUUAAAGCCUUCGCCCGCCACCUCUCACACUCGCUGACCCAGAAUCCGUCUCCGGGAAGGAGCGUGAAGGAAGAGGCCCAGAACGUCAUCAAGCAGUUGUUCCACGGCCGAGCCCGGUGCGAGAGUGAAGCUGACUGGCACGGCCUGUGUGGCCCGCAGAGAUGACCGACAGCUGCCCGAUGGGGCCGGUGUCCUCCCCGGACUCCACCGCGGCCCAGCCCGGGCCUCGCUCAGGAACGGGGAAGGUGGGCGGCCUGCUGCUGCCGGGGCGUCGUCUGCUCUCAGGCUCUUCCCCCUUCCAGCCACGCCUUGCUUUGGAAAUGGGCCUGGACACCUCCCAAAUCAAGGUCAGAGGUCAGCCCACCUUUCUCUUUGCUUGCGAAGCCUGAGGUCCUCUUUCUCCUAGCCUCCCUGCCUCCCCGGCCCUCGUGGCUGGGUUUUCUGGGCCAGAUCCGCAGAUCAGAAAGUGACAGGUGGUGUGGCUGCUGCCAGAGGAACAGAAGGAAGGAAGGUCCCUCCACCUCUUGUACUUAGCACGUUUUAAGCCGGGGGCGAGGCCCACCAGUCUGAGGCCUGGGGCCUACUCAGAGGAAGCCCAAGCUGGCCCCGGGUCCGCCCCCACCACCGUCUUCCCUCGCGAUGCCAGCCUCCAGCCCGGCUCAGGUGCAGAGCGCGUGGGAAGACGGGCAGCCGCCAGGCCCUGCUCCCUCUCGGCCCCUGGUCAGAAGGCCAGGCGGGGCUUCGACAGUUAGCAGGGGAAUAAAGUCCUGGUGGUUCUCAUGCACACGCACACGG